Bolinopsis microptera is the source of this 1720-nucleotide messenger RNA. Its product is annotated as tubulin alpha-3 chain. Gene Ontology annotation, biological process: mitotic cell cycle; microtubule cytoskeleton organization. The transcript has 3 exons. Gene Ontology annotation, cellular component: cytoplasm; microtubule. Lineage: Eukaryota; Metazoa; Ctenophora; Tentaculata; Lobata; Bolinopsidae. The record is from RefSeq and is a predicted model, not a curated record. The coding region runs from base 151 to 1506 and encodes 451 amino acids. Gene Ontology annotation, molecular function: GTP binding; structural constituent of cytoskeleton.
AAUGCAUGACAGUAGUUGCCGUUACUAUGGCAAUGAUUGCACGCAAACAAACUCUGUGUUCGUACUUAAGCUGGGAUGGAGUUGAGGGAGUAUUCAUUUCUGACAUUUGCUAUUCCUUACUCUAAGCAAGAAACGAUUUCUUAAUUCAAAAUGCGUGAGUGCAUCUCAGUUCAUCUCGGUCAAGCUGGAGUACAGAUUGGUAAUGCUUGCUGGGAACUCUACUGCCUGGAGCACGGUAUCCAGCCUGAUGGUCAGAUGCCUUCUGACAAGACCAUCGGCGGAGGGGACGACUCUUUUAACACUUUCUUUAGUGAGACCGGAGCUGGUAAGCACGUCCCUAGGGCGGUGUUCCUUGAUCUGGAGCCAACUGUUGUAGACGAAGUGAGGACUGGAACCUACAGACAGCUCUUCCAUCCCGAGCAGCUCAUCACUGGCAAGGAGGAUGCUGCUAACAACUACGCUCGUGGUCACUAUACUAUUGGAAAGGAGAUUGUUGAUCUCUGCCUGGAUAGGAUCAGAAAACUAGCUGACCAGUGUACUGGACUCCAGGGAUUCCUUGUCUUCCACUCCUUCGGUGGAGGUACCGGAUCCGGGUUCACCUCUCUUCUACUGGAAAGACUGAGUGUGGACUACGGCAAGAAAAGCAAGCUCGAGUUCGCCAUCUACCCCUCCCCUCAAGUUUCCACUGCUAUCGUGGAACCCUACAACUCUGUCCUCACCACCCACACCACUCUCGAGCACUCAGACUGUGCUUUCAUGGUCGACAACGAGGCUGUCUACGACAUUUGCCGCAGGAACCUGGACAUUGAGAGACCCACCUACACCAACCUCAACAGGCUCAUGGGACAGAUUGUCUCCUCCAUUACUGCUUCCCUCCGAUUUGACGGUGCCCUGAAUGUUGACCUGACAGAGUUCCAGACCAACUUGGUUCCCUACCCCAGGAUCCACUUCCCUCUGGUGACCUAUGCUCCAGUUAUCUCAGCUGAGAAGGCCUACCACGAGCAACUCUCUGUUGCUGAGAUCACCAACGCCUGCUUUGAGCCUGCCAACCAGAUGGUGAAGUGUGAUCCCCGACACGGCAAGUACAUGGCUUGUUGUCUCCUUUACAGAGGAGAUGUUGUCCCCAAGGACGUCAACGCUGCCAUUGCUACCAUCAAGACCAAGAGAACCAUCCAAUUCGUCGACUGGUGUCCCACUGGAUUCAAGGUUGGCAUCAACUACCAGCCCCCAACAGUUGUUCCCGGAGGUGAUCUUGCCAAGGUUCAGAGAGCUGUGUGUAUGUUGUCCAACACCACUGCCAUCGCUGAGGCCUGGGCCCGUCUGGAUCACAAGUUCGAUCUCAUGUAUGCCAAGAGAGCCUUUGUCCACUGGUAUGUAGGAGAGGGAAUGGAAGAGGGAGAGUUCUCCGAGGCGAGGGAGGAUCUGGCUGCUCUGGAGAAGGACUACGAAGAGGUUGGUGUUGACUCUAUUGAAGCAGAAGGAGAAGAGGGAGAAGAGGAAUACUAAACUUUCAGUUACCAUGGUUACUAAACUUUCAGAUGCUGUUUUCAGACUACGGACUUUAAAACUACAAACUUUCAGACAACGGACUCAGAAUUGGAUUUUCAGAAUACGGACCUCGGUCCGGCCCCGGAUUUUACCGGAAUUUGUAAAUAAUUUGUAAAUAAUUUGUAAAUACAUACUUGUACAAAGUCGAAAAAUGAAUUAAAAACAAAACUUA